Messenger RNA from Panicum virgatum (switchgrass), 1311 nucleotides. RefSeq names its product zinc finger BED domain-containing protein RICESLEEPER 1-like. The transcript is spliced from 2 exons. Gene Ontology annotation, molecular function: DNA binding; protein dimerization activity. The record is from RefSeq and is a predicted model, not a curated record. Bases 20 to 922 code for a protein of 300 amino acids. Lineage: Eukaryota; Viridiplantae; Streptophyta; Magnoliopsida; Poales; Poaceae.
CGUUGGAACUCAACUUGAUAUGAUUGUUGAGGCUGUGAAGUACAGGAGCGUGCUGAAGAGGUAUGCUGCAUCAAAUCAAGAACCUUUUCCAUCAAAUGAUGACUGGAUAAAAGUUGAGGCUAUAGGUGAUUUUCUUGAGGCUUUCGAAGAAGCUACAAGGGCGUUCUCAGCUGAUAGAUAUCCUACAGCACACACUUUUUUGGAUAAUGUUCUUUGCAUUCAUGAAGCUUUAAAAAUUUCAAAAAUGCAAGCUAAUGAAGCCAUACAAAAUUUGGGUAGAGCAAUGGAAAGCAAAUUCAGCAAGUAUUGGGAUGGGAAAUAUAAUAUGACCCUUGUUAUUGCAACGGUACUUGAUCCAAGAAAGAAGAUGGACUUCUUGGAAUUCUUUUAUCAGAGGGUGUGCAACUACUUUGUUGAUAUUGAGACAAGCAUGACUUCAGCUAGAGAAUGGAUGACUAAGUAUUUUAGGAAAUAUGAAGAGAUUGUUAGGACAAAUGGUGUAGAUCUAGUGUAUACUACUGUAUCUAGAGGCAUUAUGGGAUCGCCUGUGCUAGCUAAAAGAAGAAUGCACCAAGAGUUUGCCCACUUUAGAAAUCAAAAGAGAGCUAGCAAUACUCAAAAAUCGGAACUUGAUACAUAUCUGGAAGAUGAACAUGUGAGAGAUGAUGAAAACUUUGAGAUCUUGAGUUGGUGGAAGACAAAUAAAGACAAGUAUCCUGUCCUAUCAACCAUGGCACGAGACUUCCUUGCAAUUCCAUUGAGCACUGUGUCUUCCGAGUCCGCAUUUAGUUUGAGUGGCCGGAUUCUUAGUGAUAAUCGGAGUUCAAUGACACCUGAAACCCUUGAAGCCCUUGUUUGUGUUAAGGAUUGGUUGUAUAAGCUCCCAGGCAAUGAAGACUGCUCUCAGAUUGUGGUUGACUAGCACAGAAUCGCUGAAGAGGCGUACAAGGGCCAUGGCCGCAGGAACGUUGAGUAGAGUGUCUAGUCUCGUUGGAGGAGCACUACAAGACUAGAUGAAUUUUGAUAAUCUAUUAAGUUAAUUCUAUAAUCUGUGGUUUAAUAUGGCUCAUCAUGUCAUGUUACUCUAUGGAAACUCUGAAUAUGAGCAUCACAUCUACUUUGGGGACGUUGGAAAUUCGUGCAUGUUGUUUGCCUGCUAUUAUUAGCUGAAGUUCUGCUAGAGACAAAUCAGUGCUGUACUGGUCUCCUUGUUAGUUAAAAGUAAUUUUUAUUAUUAAGUCAAUAUUUUUCUUGUUGCCUUGUUCUAGAAUAAUAUUGGAUAAUUAUUAGUUGGACUCAUUCCUGCAGCAA